CAAAAGGUGAAAACUUUGGGAAGCAGCUCAAAUACUGUGUUCUUUGUUUUGUUCAAAUCGAAAACUCGAAAAAAAAAAAAAAAAAAGAGCUUAAGAUCUUGCGAUGGCGGAAGAACACAAGCACGAUGAAUCUGUGAUCGCUCCUGAGCCAGCUGUUGAGGUUGUGGAGAGGGAAUCGUUGAUGGACAAGAUAUCUGAGAAGAUCCACGGCGGUGAUUCUUCUUCUUCAUCUUCAUCGUCUGAUGAUGACGACGAUAAGAAGAAGAAGAAGAAGAAGCCGUCUUCUCCUUCGUCUAUGCAAUCGAAAGUUUACCGCUUGUUCGGUAGGGAGAAGCCUGUGCAUAAGGUUCUCGGUGGUGGGAAGCCGGCUGAUAUAUUCAUGUGGAAGAACAAGAAGAUGUCUGGUGGUGUACUUGGUGCUGCUACAGCCGCAUGGGUUUUGUUUGAAUUGAUGGAGUACCAUCUUCUCACUCUACUCUGCCACGUGAUGAUUGUUGUUCUUGCUGUACUGUUUCUGUGGUCUAAUGCCACCAUGUUCAUUAACAAGUCCCCACCAAAGAUUCCUGAAGUUCAUAUCCCUGAAGAGCCUAUUCUUCAACUUGCAUCUGGGCUCAGAAUUGAGAUCAACCGUGGAUUCUCUUCUCUCCGUGAAAUUGCAUCUGGAAGGGAUCUCAAGAAGUUCCUCAUUGCUAUUGCUGGGUUAUGGGUUCUCUCAAUCUUGGGUGGCUGCUUUAACUUCUUGACAUUGGCAUACAUAGCUCUUGUACUGCUCUUCACGGUUCCUCUUGCCUAUGACAAGUAUGAAGACAAAGUUGACCCAUUAGGUGAGAAAGCGGUGAUUGAACUCAAGAAGCAGUAUGCAGUGUUGGAUGAGAAGGUGUUGAGCAAGAUCCCUCUCGGCCCCUUGAAGAACAAGAAGAAAGAUUAGGUUUACACAAAGGUUGCCCGUGGCUAGCAAAGGGGUGUUGUGAAAUGAUAUCGAAGUUUUAUGUGUUUUGGUCGGUUUUUUAGGCGACUCUUUUAUGUGAAUGAACAUGGGAUUUCCUUGACUGCUUUGUUUUUGUUGUUUAUGUCAUUGUUGAUCAGCGUCGAGGGAUAUAAGUAGUGAUGUUUCUCUCUUUAAGCCUCUAUAUAACUAAGAAUUUCACGAUAUUUGAAUUUUGCAAUCUUGUGUUGUUUACUGUUUUUGUUUA
This is a messenger RNA of Capsella rubella, 1193 nucleotides long. RefSeq names its product reticulon-like protein B1. Lineage: Eukaryota; Viridiplantae; Streptophyta; Magnoliopsida; Brassicales; Brassicaceae. Bases 104 to 928 code for a protein of 274 amino acids. The transcript is spliced from 5 exons. The record is from RefSeq and is a predicted model, not a curated record.